UCUCAGGCUCACGGGCCCGGCGGCCGCGGCUCUUUUGUCUCCCGGCCGGAGCCCGAGCCGGAUCCUGAGCUAGGGUCGGAGCCCAGGUCAAGACUGGGUUGGAGUCGGAUCGCGUCCGCAGCCCGGGCUGCCCGAUGGGGCGCUCCCCCUGCCCACCACCCCCGGCCCGUGCCGUCGCCUGAGCCCCGGCCUGCCUGGCCCGGCCCGCGCCAUGGAGUCCGGCCGCGGCGGCCUGGAGACCGUGGGCAAGUUCGAGUUCUCGCGCAAGGACCUGAUUGGGCAUGGCGCCUUCGCCGUGGUCUUCAAGGGGCGCCACCGCGAGAAACACGACCUGGAGGUCGCUGUCAAGUGCAUUAACAAGAAGAAUCUCGCCAAGUCCCAGACGCUCCUGGGGAAGGAAAUCAAGAUCCUCAAGGAAUUGAAACAUGAAAACAUCGUGGCUUUGUAUGACUUCCAGGAAAUGGCCAAUUCCGUCUACCUGGUCAUGGAGUACUGUAACGGCGGCGAUCUGGCCGACUACCUGCACACCAUGCGGACGCUGAGCGAGGACACCAUCCGGCUCUUCCUGCAGCAGAUCGCGGGCGCCAUGCGGCUCCUGCACAGCAAGGGCAUCAUCCACCGGGACUUGAAGCCCCAGAACCUCCUGCUGUCCAACCCUGGCGGGCGCCGUGCCACCCCCAGCAACAUCCGGGUCAAGAUCGCCGACUUCGGCUUUGCCCGGUACCUGCAGAGCAACAUGAUGGCGGCCACGCUCUGCGGCUCCCCCAUGUACAUGGCCCCGGAGGUCAUCAUGUCCCAGCACUACGACGGGAAGGCGGAUCUGUGGAGCAUCGGCACCAUCGUGUACCAGUGCCUGACAGGGAAGGCGCCCUUCCAGGCCAGCAGCCCCCAGGACCUCCGCCUCUUCUACGAGAAGAACAAGACGCUGGUCCCCCCCAUCCCCCGGGAGACCUCGGCCCCGCUGAGACAGCUGCUCCUGGCUCUGCUUCAGCGCAACCACAGAGACCGCAUGGACUUCGAUGAGUUUUUCCAUCACCCCUUCCUUGACGCCAGUGCCGCCGUGAAGAAGUCCCCGCCCGUGCCCGUGCCCUCGUACCCAAGCUCGGGGUCCGGCAGCAGCUCCAGCAGCAGCUCCACCUCACACCUGGCCUCCCCACCGUCCCUGGGGGAGAUGCAGCAGCAGCUCCAGAAGACCCUGACCUCCCCAGCCGAGGCCGCCGGCUUCCUGCAGGGCUCCCGGGACUCGGGCAGCAGCAAGGACUCGUCCUGUGACACUGACGACUUCGUCAUGGUCCCGGCCCAGUUUCCAGGUGACCUGGUGGCCGAGGCGGUCGGUGCCAAGCCGCCAUCGGACAGCCUGAUGUGCAGCGGGAGCUCGCUGGCGGCCUCUGCUGGCCUGGAGAGCCGCGGCCGGACCCCGUCUCCUUCCCCGCCCUGCAGCAGCUCUCUCAGCCCCUCAGGCCGGGCCGGGGCAUUCUCCAGCAGCAGGUGCGGGGCCUCGGUCCCCAUCCCAGUGCCCACUCAGGUGCAGAACUACCAGCGCAUCGAGCAGAACCUGCAGUCGCCCACCCAGUACCAGACGGCACGGUCCUCUGCCAUCCGCAGGUCAGGCAGCACCAGCCCGCUGGGCUUUGCACGGGCCAGCCUGUCACCCCCGUCUCACGCCGAGCACGGAGCCGCCCUGUCCAGGAAGUUCUCCCUGGGUGGGGGCCGGCCCUACACGCCAUCUCCCCAGGUCGGAACCAUCCCCGAGCGGCCGGGCUGGAGCGGGGCGCCCUCCCCCCAAGCAGCCGAGAUGCGGGGUGGCAGGUCCCCUCGUCCAGGCUCCUCGGCACCUGAGCACUCUCCCCACAGCGCCGGGCUGGGCUGCCGCCUGCAUAGUGCCCCGAACCUGUCUGACCUGCGUGUGGUCCGUCCCAAGCUGCCCAAGCCCCCCACGGACCCGCUGGGUUUGGCGUUCGGCCACCCGCAAGCCAGCCCCCCACAGCCCUCCCACGGGCUGCAGUCCUGCCGGCCUCUGCGCGGCUCGCCCAAGCUGCCCGACUUCCUGCAGCGGAACCCCCUGCCCCCUAUUCUGGGCUCCCCGACCAAGGCCGUGCCCGCAUUCGACUUCACCAAGACCCCCAGCUCCCAGAACUUGCUGACUCUCCUGGCCCGGCAGGGCGUGGUGAUGACGCCGCCUCGGAACCGGACGCUGCCCGACCUCUCCGAGGCGGGGCCCUUCCAGGGGCAGCAGCUGGGCCCCGGCCUGCGGCCCACCGAGGACACCAAGGGCCCCUUUGGCAGGUCCCUAAGCGCCGGCCGCCUCACGGAUCUGCUCCUUAAGGCUGCCUUUGGGACGCAGGCCCCUGACUCAGGCAGCGUGGACAGCCUGCAGGAAAAGCCCAUGGAGACCGCGCCGUCUGCUGGCGUCGGAGGGAACCUGCACCCGGGAGCCCGCGCCGGGGGCCCCAGCAGCCCUUCCCCCGUGGUGUUCACGGUGGGCUCGCCCCCAGGUGGGACCACGCCGCCCCCGGGCCCCCGUGCCACCGUGUUCUCAGGGGGCCCCUCCAGCCCCCUCGGCUCGGCAGGCUCCUCCUCCGCCCGUCACCUGGCGCCCGGGGCCUACGGCGAGGCCCCCCUCGAGGUACCCGCCCCCGGCCACUGCUGCAGCUUUGCCGACCCCGUUGCCGCCAACCUGGAGGGGGCCGUGACCUUCGAGGCCCCCGACCUGCCCGAGGAGACCCUCAUGGAGCAAGAGCACACGGAGAUCCUGCACAGCCUGCGCUUCACGCUCGUCUUUGUCCAGCACGUCCUGGAGAUCGCGGCCCUGAAGGGCAGUGCCAGCGAGGCGGCCGGGGGGCCCGAGUACCAGCUGCAGGAGAGCGUGGUGGCCGACCAGAUCAGCCUGCUGAGCCGCGAGUGGGGCUUCGCGGAGCAGCUGGUGCUGUACCUGAAGGCAGCCGAGCUCCUCUCCUCGGGCCUGCAGACCGCCAUCGACCAGAUCCGGGCCGGCAAGCUCUGCCUGUCAUCCACCGUGAAACAGGUGGUGCGGAAGCUGAACGAGCUGUACAAGACGAGCGUGGUGUCCUGCCAAGGCCUGAACCUACGGCUGCAGCGCUUCUUCCUGGACAAGCAGCGGCUCCUAGACCGCAUCCAGAGCGUCACCGCCGAGAAGCUCAUCUUCAGCCACGCGGUGCAGACGGUGCAGUCGGCCGCCCUGGACGAGAUGUUCCACCGCCGGGAGGACUGUGUCCAGCGUUACCACAAGGCCCUGCUGCUCAUGGAGGGGCUGCAGCAGAUCCUCUCGGACCAGGCAGACGUGGAGAACAUCGCCAAGUGCAAGCUGUGCAUCGAGCGGAGACUCUCAGCCCUGCUGACGGGCAUCUGUGCCUGACCUCCUCGAAGCCCGGCCCACGGCGCCCAAGGGGCUUGGACCUUCGCUGCCGAUCCAUGGGGUGGGGAGCAGCGUGCUGGCCGGA
This is a messenger RNA of Mesoplodon densirostris (Blainville's beaked whale), 3461 nucleotides long. RefSeq names its product unc-51 like autophagy activating kinase 1 (gene ULK1). Lineage: Eukaryota; Metazoa; Chordata; Mammalia; Artiodactyla; Ziphiidae. Bases 212 to 3376 code for a protein of 1054 amino acids. The transcript has 28 exons. Gene Ontology annotation, biological process: signal transduction; autophagosome organization; autophagy. Gene Ontology annotation, molecular function: protein serine/threonine kinase activity; ATP binding. The record is from RefSeq and is a predicted model, not a curated record. Gene Ontology annotation, cellular component: cytoplasm; autophagosome.